GCCCCCUGGCCCCGGAUGGUGACUGGCGGUGGUGCUGCACCUCCCGGGACUGUCACUGAGCCGCUUCCCAGUGUGAUUGUGCUGAGCGCAGGCCGGAAGAUGGCGGCUGCGGCUGCGGCGGCCUCGGGCUCGGGCUGCUCCUCGGCGGCGGGGGCGGGAGCGGCCGGGGUCUCGGAGUGGCUGGUGCUGCGGGACGGCUGCAUGCGCUGCGACGCCGAAGGGCUGCACAGCCUCUCCUACCACCCGGCGCUCAACGCCAUCCUGGCCGUCACCAGUCGCGGGACCAUCAAAGUCAUCGACGGCACCUCGGGGGCCACUCUGCAGGCCUCAGCGCUCAGCGCUAAACCAGGUGGACAGGUGAAAUGUCAGUAUAUAUCUGCGGUGGAUAAAGUUAUAUUUGUGGAUGAUUAUGCAGUAGGGUGUAGGAAGGACCUUAAUGGAAUCUUGUUGUUAGACACUGCUCUGCAAACUCCAGUUUCAAAGCAGGAUGAUGUGGUUCAGCUUGAAUUACCUGUUACAGAGGCACAGCAGCUCUUAUCAGCAUGUUUAGAAAAGGUAGAUAUUUCUAGUACGGAGGGUUAUGAUUUGUUCAUCACACAGCUCAAAGAUGGUUUAAAAAAUACAUCCCAUGAGACUGCAGCAAACCAUAAAGUUGCUAAGUGGGCCACAGUUACAUUUCAUCUUCCUCAUCAUGUGUUGAAGUCCAUUGCCAGUGCCAUUGUGAAUGAACUCAAGAAAAUAAAUCAAAAUGUUGCUGCCUUACCUGUGGCGUCCUCAGUGAUGGACAGAUUGUCUUACCUCUUACCUAGUGCUCGUCCAGAACUUGGAGUGGGGCCAGGCCGUUCUGUGGACAGAUCAUUGAUGUAUAGUGAAGCUAACAGACGGGAGACAUUUACCUCAUGGCCUCAUGUAGGCUAUAGAUGGGCACAACCAGAUCCCAUGGCUCAAGCUGGAUUUUAUCAUCAGCCUGCCUCAUCUGGAGAUGAUAGAGCCAUGUGUUUUACUUGUAGCGUAUGUCGUUGUUGGGAACCUACUGAUGAACCUUGGUCUGAACACGAGAGACAUUCCCCAAACUGCCCAUUUGUGAAAGGUGAGCACACACAGAAUGUGCCGUUGUCAGUCACUCUCGCAACAAGUCCUGCACAGUUUCCUUGUACGGAUGGAACUGACCGAAUAUCUUGCUUUGGGUCGGGGAGCUGCCCUCAUUUUCUAGCUGCUGCAACAAAACGAGGAAAGAUCUGCAUAUGGGAUGUUUCCAAACUUAUGAAGGUGCACCUAAAGUUUGAAAUUAAUGCAUAUGAUCCAGCAAUUGUACAACAGCUUAUUCUGUCGGGAGAGCCAAGCUCAGCAGUUGAAUCCAGGAGACCAACUUUGGCAUGGCUGGAAGAUUCCUCCAGUUGCUCAGAUAUACCCAAAUUAGAAGGAGAUAGUGACGAUUUACUGGAGGAUUCAGACAGUGAAGAGCAUUCCAGAUCAGAUUCUGUGACAGGGCACACAUCACAGAAGGAAGCCAUGGAAGUGAGCCUUGAUAUAACAGCACUCAGCAUUCUCCAGCAGCCUGAAAAACUCCAGUGGGAGAUUGUUGCAAAUGUGCUUGAAGAUACUGUUAAGGAUCUUGAAGAACUUGGGGCAAAUCCUUGCUUAACAAACUCUAAGAGUGAAAAGACAAAGGAAAAGCACCAGGAACAACACAACAUUCCCUUUCCUUGUUUAUUAGCUGGAGGUUUAUUAACAUAUAAAUCUCCUGCUACCUCACCCAUUAGUAGUAAUUCUCACAGGUCACUGGAUGGUUUAAGCAGAACUCAGGGUGAAAGUAUAUCAGAACAAGGGUCAACUGACAAUGAGUCCUGUACUAAUUCAGAAUUAAAUUCUCCUCUGGUAAGGAGGACUUUACCCAUUUUGCUUCUUUAUAGUAUCAAGGAAUCUGAUGAGAAAGCAGGAAAAAUAUUUUCACAGAUGAACAAUAUAAUGAGUAAAAGUUUGCACGAUGAUGGUUUUACAGUUCCACAGAUUAUUGAAAUGGAGCUGGAUAGUCAGGAGCAGUUGUUGUUGCAGGAUCCUCCUGUGACUUAUAUUCAGCAAUUUGCAGAUGCAGCCGCCAACCUUACCUCUCCAGAUUCUGAGAAGUGGAACUCUGUGUUUCCCAAGCCUGGGACUUUGGUUCAGUGCUUGAGGCUGCCAAAGUUUGCAGAGGAGGAGAAUCUUUGUAUAGACUCCAUAACUCCUUGUGCUGAUGGAAUUCAUUUGUUGGUAGGACUACGGACAUGCCCUGUUGAAUCCUUGAGUGCAAUAAAUCAAGUAGAGGCCUUGAAUAAUUUAAAUAAAUUAAACUCUGCACUAUGUAAUAGACGGAAAGGCGAGCUGGAAUCAAAUCUUGCUGUAGUGAAUGGUGCAAAUAUUAGUGUAAUCCAACAUGAAUCACCAGCAGACGUACAGACUCCUUUGAUAAUUCAGCCUGAGCAGAGGAACGUUAGUGGUGGAUAUUUAAUACUUUAUAAAAUGAAUUAUGCCACUCGGAUAGUGACUUUAGAAGAGGAGCCAAUAAAAAUCCAACAUAUCAAAGACCCCCAGGACACAAUUACCUCGCUCAUUUUGCUUCCACCAGAUAUAUUGGAUAAUCGAGAAGACGACUGUGAGGAGCCUGUUGAAGAAAUGCAGUUAACCUCAAAGAAUGGCAUUGAAAGAGAAAAAAAGGCUGAUAUUUCUACUCUUGGACACCUGGUAAUAACCACUCAGGGAGGAUAUGUAAAAAUAUUAGAUCUUUCAAAUUUUGAAAUUUUGGCCAAAGUGGAACCUCCCAAAAAGGAGGGCACUGAAGAACAGGACACAUUUGUUUCUGUCAUUUACUGCUCGGGUACAGACAGGCUGUGUGCAUGCACCAAAGGCGGUGAGCUUCAUUUUCUCCAAAUUGGAGGAGCUUGUGACGAUAUUGAUGAAGCUGAUAUACUAGUGGAUGGAGCUCUUUCUAAAGGAAUAGAACCAUCUUCAGAAGGUUCCAAACCUUUAUCAAAUCCUUCAAGUCCUGGCAUUUCAGGAGUUGAUUUAUUGGUGGACCAGCCAUUCACCCUUGACAUCCUGACAUCUCUAGUGGAGCUAACCCGCUUUGAGACUUUGACCCCACGGUUUUCAGCCACUGUUCCUCCAUGCUGGGUAGAAGUUCAGCAAGAACAGCAGCAAAGGAGGCAUCCUCAACAUUUACAUCAGCAACACCACGGAGAUGCUGCUCAGCAUACUAGAACUUGGAAACUACAGACUGACAGCAAUAGCUGGGAUGAACAUGUGUUUGAAUUGGUUCUACCUAAAGCCUGUAUGGUGCAUGUGGACUUCAAAUUUGUUUUGAACUCAAACAUCACCAAUAUUCCGCAGAUACAAGUGACACUGCUGAAAAAUAAAGCUCCGGGGCUUAGGGAAAGUCAUGAAACAGCAGUAGAUAGGCAGAUCACCUUUCCUUUGUCUCCAGCUCUUAACAUUGAAGUGGAACAAAAUGGGAAACCGUCCCUGGUUGAUUUGAAUGAAGAAAUGCAGCACAUGGAUGUAGAGGAAUCACAGUGUCUUAGAUUGUGUCCAUUUUUAGAAGAUCACAAAGAAGACAUUCUGUGUGGACCAGUAUGGCUUGCUAGUGGCCUUGAGCUCUCAGGGCAUGCUGGGAUGUUGACAUUAACAAGCCCCAAACUUGUUAAAGGUAUGGCAGGAGGAAAAUACCGUUCCUUUUUAAUCCACGUCAAGGCAGUAAAUGAAAGAGGAAGCGAUGAGAUCUGUAAUGGUGGUAUACGCCCGGUAGUAAGACUUCCAUCCUUAAAACACCAGAGUAACAAGGGUUAUUCACUUGCUUCACUCUUGGCAAAAGUUGCAGCAGGCAAGGAAAAAUCAUCUAACGUUAAGAAUGAAAAUUCAAGUAGCGCCCGCAAAUCUGAGAACCUCCGGGGCUGUGACUUACUGCAAGAGGUCUCAGUCACCAUUCGAAGAUUUAAGAAAACUUCAAUUUCUAAGGAAAGAGUGCAACGAUGUGCUAUGUUACAGUUUUCAGAAUUUCAUGAGAAGCUUCUUAACACGCUUUGUAGAAAAGCAGAUGAUGGCCAAAUCACAGAACAUGCCCAGAGCCUUGUGUUGGAUACCCUUUGUUGGUUAGCUGGAGUACAUUCGAAUGGACCUGGAAGCUCCAAAGAAGGAAAUGAGAGCCUGCUUUCAAAAACACGAAAAUGUCUUUCAGACAUUGUGCGUGUAUGCUUCUUUGAGGCGGGACGCAGCAUAGCCCAUAAGUGUGCCCGAUUUCUAGCCUUGUGCAUUAGUAAUGGCAAAUGUGACCCGUGUCAACCAGGAUUUGGAUCUGUUCUGUUGAAGGCCUUACUUGAGAAUAUGUCAUUUUUACCUGCAGCAGCAACUGGUGGUUCUGUCUAUUGGUAUUUUGUCUUACUGAAUUAUGUUAAAGAUGAAGAUUUGGCUGGGUGCAGUACAGCUUGUGCAUCUUUGCUUACUGCUGUGUCCAAACAGUUACAGGACAGGCUAACGCCAAUGGAAGCUUUACUUCAGACAAGAUAUGGAUUAUAUAGCUCACCAUUUGAUCCAGUCCUCUUUGAUUUGGAAAUGAGCGGCUCUUCUUGUAAAAAUGUGUACAACAGCAGCAUUGGUGUCCAGUCAGAUGAAAUUGAUUUAUCAGAUGUCCUUUCAGGAAAUGGAAAGGUCAGUAGUUGCACAGCUGCCGAAGGUAGUUUCACAUCUCUCACUGGACUUCUAGAAGUUGAGCCCCUGCACUUUACUUGUGUGUCAACUAGUGAUGGCACCAGAAUAGAAAGGGAUGAUGCAAGUACGUUUACUGUGAGUUCCUUCGGGGUUACUCCUGCAGUAGGUGGACUGUCAUCGGGGACAGUUGGGGAAGCUUCGACAGCCCUGAGUUCAGCAGCCCAGGUAGCUUUGCAGUCUCUCUCUCAUGCAAUGGCUUCAGCCGAGCAACAGCUGCAGGUGCUGCAAGAGAAACAGCAGCAGCUUUUGAAGCUUCAGCAACAGAAAGCAAAGCUGGAAGCCAAGUUACAUCAGACAACAGCUGCAGCGGCUGCCGCAGCAUCAGCAGCAUCAGCAGUAGGUCCUGUUCACAACUCUGUGCCUUCCAACCCGGUGGCAGCCCCCGGAUUCUUCAUCCAUCCAUCUGAUGUUAUUCCACCCACUCCAAAAACAACACCACUUUUUAUGACUCCACCACUCACCCCAACCCAAUGAAGCAGUUUCCGUUGUGAUUAUGCCGAACUUGCACAGCUUUUCCCAGGCUCAGUUAUUGAUCCCCCAACAGUCAAUCUUGCUGCACAUAACAAAAAUUCCAACAAGUCCAGAAUGAAUCCACUUGGUUCUGGUCUAGCUCUUGAUUCUCAUGCUUCACAUUUUCUUCAACCUCCACCUCACCAGUCCAUUAUUAUAGAACGAAUGCAUUCAGGGAGAUUUGUGACCUUGGAUUUUGGCAGACCAAUACUAUUGCACAGAUGUAUUGAUUCCACUUGUGGAGACUUGGCCUCCUUGUCAAUUGACAUUUGGACUUUAGGAGAAGAGGUGGAUGGGAGGCGACUGGUAGUGGCAACUGACAUAAGCACCCAUUCACUAAUUCUGCAUGACUUGAUACCACCUCCUGUGUGCAGAUUCAUGAAGAUCACUGUCAUUGGACGUUAUGGAAGUACAAAUGCCAGAGCCAAAAUCCCAUUAGGAUUUUACUAUGGUCAUACGUAUAUCUUGCCUUGGGAGAGUGAACUGAAGUUAAUGCAUGAUCCUUUAAGGGGAGAGGGUGAAUCUGCAAACCAACCGGAAAUUGACCAGCAUUUAGCAAUGAUGGUUGCUCUACAGGAAGAUAUACAGUGCAGGUAUUAGAAAAUUACUUGUCAUCGACUGGAAACCUCUUUUGCAAGUAUCGAUCUUCCUCCUCUCAACAGUGCUAAUGCACAGUACUUUCUGCGAAAACCAGACAAGGCAGUUGAGGAAGACAGUAGAGUUUUUUCUGCCUAUCAAGAUUGUAUUCAGCUACAGCUUCAGCUGAAUUUGGCUCAUAAUGCAGUGCAGAGGCUCAAAGUAGCUCUAGGUACAAGUCGGAAAGUGUUAAGUGAAACAUCAGAUCCAAAAGAUUUGAUUCAGACGUCUUCCACAGAGCAGUUACGUACCAUCAUCAGAUAUUUAUUGGACACUUUGCUCAGUCUUCUUCACUCUUCCAAUGGACACUCUGUUCCUGCAGUUUUGCAGAGCACAUUUCAUGCCCAGUGUGAAGAGCUUUUUAAACACUUGUGCAUCAGUGGAACACCAAAGAUACGAUUGCAUACUGGUCUUCUACUUGUUCAGCUCUGUGGUGGUGAAAGAUGGUGGGGUCAGUUUCUUUCUAAUGUUCUUCAGGAACUGUACAAUUCAGAGCAGCUUCUCAUCUUCCCACAAGAUAGGGUAUUCAUGUUGCUCUCCUGCAUUGGUCAAAGAUCACUUAGCAAUAGUGGAGUAUUAGAAAGCUUACUUAAUCUGUUGGAUAAUUUAUUGUCACCUCUUCAGCCGCAGUUACCCAUGCAUAGGAGGACAGAAGGAGUACUGGAUAUUCCCAUGAUCAGUUGGGUUGUUAUGCUGGUGUCCAGGUUGUUGGAUUAUGUGGCAACUGUUGAAGAUGAAGCAGCAGCUGCAAAGAAACCUUUGAAUGGUAAAGACAGGGAAAGGUUUCUGACAGGUAACCAGUGGAGUUUUAUUAACAAUAAUCUGCACACUCAGAGCAUAAAUAGGUCUUCCAAAGGCAGCAGUAGCCUUGAUAGAUUAUAUUCCAGAAAAAUCAGAAAGCAGCUAGUUCAUCAUAAACAGCAACUUAACCUAUUAAAAGCUAAACAGAAAGCUUUGGUGGAACAGAUGGAAAAAGAAAAAAUACAAAGUAACAAAGGAUCAUCAUAUAAACUUCUGGUAGAGCAAGCAAAACUAAAGCAGGCUACUUCAAAGCACUUCAAGGUUAUUCGGUUACGUCGGACAGCAGAAUGGUCCCGUUCUAAUUUAGAUACAGAAGUUACAACAACAAAAGAAAGUCCAGAGAUAGAACCACUUCCAUUUACCCUGGCCCAUGAACGUUGUAUUUCAGUAGUGCAGAAACUUACUCUGUUUCUUCUCUCCAUGGAUUUUACAUGUCAUGCGGAUCUUUUACUUUUUGUUUGUAAGGUUCUGGCACGCAUUGCAAAUGCCACGAGGCCAACUAUACAUCUGUGUGAGAUUGUGAAUGAACCCCAGCUGGAAAGACUGCUAUUACUUUUGGUUGGAACUGACUUCAAUAGAGGAGAUAUAUCUUGGGGUGGUGCUUGGGCUCAGUAUUCCUUAACUUGUAUGCUACAGGAUAUAUUAGCAGGAGAGCUGCUGGCUCCGGUAGCGGCAGAAGCCAUGGAGGAAGGAGCAGUGAGUGAUGACGUAGCUGCAGCAGCUGGUGACUCUGAUGACUCCCUGCAGCAGUCUUCAGUUCAGCUGCUGGAGACUAUAGAUGAGCCUUUGACACACGAUAUAACGGGUGCACCUCCUCUUUCUUCUUUGGAAAAAGAUAAAGAAAUUGAUCUUGAGUUACUUCAAGAUCUAAUGGAAGUUGACAUUGAUCCUUUAGAUAUUGAUUGAAAAGAUCCUCUUGCAGCCAAAGUUUUUAAGCCAAUACGCAGUACAUGGUAUGACUACUGGGGUGCUGAGUAUGGCACCUACAAUUACAACCCUUACAUUGGAGGUCUUGUUCCUGUAGCAAAGCCACCUGCAAGCACAGAGAAGAAUGGAUCACAGACAGUUAGUGUUCAGUAUCUCAGGUCUCCCAUCUCUGGCCUCCUUUGCACAGAUUUUGUUACCUGCAUACUCCCUGACAUACCUGAUACUCCUGACAGGUUGUUCUCCAUGAGGACACAUUCUUCACCCUAUUCUGCAUUUGGAUGUCAACAUUUUAGUGUAGAAACCCUAGAUGCUCGCCUAGAAGUUGGACUUGAACAACAAGCAGAACUUAUGUUGAAAAUGAUGUCUACCCUGGAAGCAGAUUCCAUUUUACAGGCAUUAACAAAUACAUCACCUACAUUAUCACAGUCUCCCACUGGAACAGAUGAUUCCCUUCUAGGGGGUUUACAAGCAGCGAGCCAGUCCAGCCAGCUUAUUAUACAGUUAUCAUCUGUCCCAAUGUUAAAUGUUUGUUUCAACAAACUUUUUUCCAUGCUUCAAGUCCAUCAUGUCCAGUUGGAAUCACUUCUCCAGUUGUGGCUCACAUUGAGCCUGAAUUCUAGUUCAUCUGGAAACAAAGAAAAUGGAGCAGACAUUUUUUUAUAUAAUGCCAAUCGAAUACCUGUCAUCUCAUUAAAUCAGGCGUCCAUAACUAGCUUUCUCACCGUGUUAGCUUGGUAUCCCAACACUCUUCUCCGGACAUGGUGCCUUGUGCUUCAUAGUCUAACUCUCAUGACAAAUAUGCAGCUGAAUCCUGGUUCAUGCAAUGCCAUUGGAACUCAGGAGAGUACUGCUCAUCUGCUGGUUUCAGAUCCAAACCUGAUUCAUGUAUUAGUGAAAUUUCUUUCUGGCACCAGUCCACAUGGAACAAAUCAACACAGUCCGCAGGUUGGUCCAACUGCUACACAAGCUAUGCAAGAAUUUCUUACCCGAUUACAAGUGCAUCUUUCUUCAACAUGUCCUCAGAUAUUCAGUGAAUUUUUGCUCAAGCUAAUUCAUAUACUUUCUACAGAAAGGGGUGCUUUCCAGACAGGCCAAGGUCCUCUUGAUGCCCAAGUAAAGCUCUUAGAAUUUACCCUGGAGCAGAAUUUUGAAGUUGUUUCAGUUAGUACUAUUUCUGCUGUAAUAGAGUCUGUCACCUUUUUAGUGCACCACUAUAUCACUUGCUCAGACAAAGUGAUGUCUCGAAGUGGAUCAGAUAGCUCGGUGGGUGCUCGAGCAUGCUUUGGGGGACUCUUUGCCAACCUUAUUCGUCCAGGCGAUGCAAAAGCAGUUUGUGGCGAAAUGACAAGAGAUCAACUCAUGUUUGAUUUGUUAAAACUGGUUAACAUUCUAGUACAGCUGCCUCUUUCGGGCAAUAGAGAAUACAGUGCAAGAGUUUCUGUGACCACCAAUACUACAGACAGUGUUUCAGAUGAGGAAAAAGUCUCCGGAGGCAAAGAUGGUAAUGGAAGCAGUAGUAGUGUUCAAGGAUCACCUGCAUAUGUUGCUGACUUAGUGUUAGCCAACCAACAGAUUAUGAGCCAGAUUUUGUCUGCUCUGGGCCUGUGUAAUAGCAGUGCCAUGGCGAUGAUAAUUGGGGCAAGUGGAUUACAUCUCACCAAACAUGAAAACUUUCAUGGUGGGUUAGAUGCUAUCUCAGUUGGGGAUGGAUUGUUUACCAUACUGACAACCCUCAGUAAAAAGGCUUCUACGGUCCACAUGAUGCUGCAGCCAAUUUUAACUUACAUGGCCUGUGGAUAUAUGGGCAGACAAGGCUCUCUCGCUACUUGCCAGUUAUCUGAACCAUUACUGUGGUUUAUUUUGAGAGUAUUGGAUACCAGUGACGCCUUGAAAGCAUUCCAUGAUAUGGGUGGAGUUCAGCUCAUUUGCAACAAUAUGGUUACUAGUACAAGGGCUAUUGUAAACACUGCAAGAAGUAUGGUAUCAACUAUUAUGAAGUUUCUUGAUUCUGGUCCCAAUAAAGCUGUUGACAGCACUUUGAAAACAAGAAUACUAGCUUCUGAGCCUGAUAAUGCAGAAGGGAUCCAUAACUUUGCACCCCUGGGUACAAUUACAUCUAGCAGUCCAACUGCCCAACCAGCUGAGGUGCUUUUACAGGCCACGCCUCCUCACAGGAGGGCUCGCUCUGCCGCGUGGUCCUACAUCUUCCUGCCGGAGGAGGCUUGGUGCGACCUCACUAUUCACCUUCCUGCAGCAGUGCUUCUUAAAGAGAUACAUAUCCAGCCUCACCUUGCAUCUCUUGCGACCUGCCCGUCCUCUGUGUCCGUUGAAGUGAGUGCAGAUGGGGUAAACAUGCUCCCUUUGUCCACUCCUGUCGUCACCAGCGGCCUCACCUACAUAAAAAUUCAGCUGGUAAAAGCUGAAGUAGCUUCUGCUGUCUGCCUUAGACUUCAUCGCCCCCGAGAUGCCAGCACAUUAGGCCUGUCACAAAUUAAAUUACUGGGCCUCACUGCUUUUGGUACCACUUCUUCGGCAACAGUUAAUAAUCCCUUUCUUCCAUCUGAAGAUCAGGUAUCCAAAACAAGUAUCGGCUGGUUACGGUUAUUGCAUCAUUGCCUUACUCACAUAAGUGAUCUGGAAGGAAUGAUGGCAAGUGCAGCUGCACCUACUGCUAAUCUGCUGCAGACUUGUGCUGCCUUACUGAUGUCCCCGUACUGUGGGAUGCACUCACCCAACAUUGAGGUUGUGCUUGUAAAGAUAGGACUGCAGUCCACGAGAAUUGGCCUGAAGCUCAUAGACAUUCUCCUGAGAAACUGUGCAGCAUCAGGCAGUGAUCCUACAGAUCUAAACAGCCCUUUACUUUUUGGAAGACUGAAUGGACUCUCUUCCGAUUCUACGAUAGAUAUUCUUUACCAGCUUGGAACAACUCAGGAUCCUGGAACAAAAGACAGAAUUCAGGCCUUGUUAAAAUGGGUCAGUGAUUCUGCAAGAGUGGCUGCUAUGAGGAGAAGUGGCAGGAUGAGCUACAUGUGCCCUAACUCUUCGACAGUAGAGUAUGGUCUUCUCAUGCCAUCUCCUUCUCAUUUGCACUGUGUAGCAGCAAUUCUGUGGCACAGUUAUGAACUGCUUGUAGAGUACGAUUUACCAGCGCUGCUGGACCGAGACCUCUUUGAGUUACUUUUUAAUUGGUCCAUGUCUCUUCCCUGCAAUAUGGUUUUGAAGAAAGCUGUUGACAGUCUACUUUGCUCAAUGUGUCAUAUCACCCAAAUUAUUUUUUUGCUCAUGGGCUGGAUGGGAAUUACCCCUCCUCCAGUGCAGUGUCACCACAGACUGUCCAUGACUGAUGAUAGCAAAAAGCAAGAUCUUACUUCAUCCUUAACAGAUGACUCUAAAAAUGCACAAGCGCCUCUUGCACUAACUGAAUCACAUUUGGCAACCCUUGCAUCCUCUUCUCAAUCUCCAGAAGCUAUCAAACAAUUAUUGGACUCAGGUUUGCCAUCUCUUCUUGUGAGGAGUCUGGCUAGUUUCUGCUUCAGUCACAUUUCUUACUCAGAAAGCAUUGCUCAGUCAAUAGAUACUUCCCAGGACAAGCUCAGGCGGCAUCAUGUUGCACAACAAUGUAAUAAGAUGCCUAUCACAGCAGACCUGGUUGCUCCCAUUCUUAGGUUUUUGACAGAAGUUGGCAGUAGCCAUGUUAUGAAAGACUGGCUCGGUGGGUCUGAGGUCAAUCCACUGUGGACAGCACUUCUGUUUUUAUUGUGUCAUUCUGGGUCCGCUUCUGGAGGACAUAAUUUAGGUGCACAACAACAGACUAGUGCAAGACCGGCCUCUCUUUCUUCAGCUGCUCCAACAGGAUUGACUACUCAACAGAGGACAGCUAUUGAGAACGCCACUGUUGCAUUCUUCCUGCAGUGCAUUUCAUGCCACCCUCAUAAUCAAAAACUGAUGGCUCAGGUCCUCUGUGAACUUUUUCAAACGUCUCCUCAAAGAGGGAACCUUCCAACAUCAGGGAACAUUUCAGGGUUUAUACGUAGAUUGUUUUUGCAAUUGAUGCUGGAGGAUGAGAAAGUGACAAUGUUUCUUCAGUCUCCCUGUCCACUGUAUAAAGGUAGAAUUAAUGCUACAAGCCAUGUCAUCCAACAUCCAAUGUAUGGAGCAGGGCAUAAGUUCCGUACACUUCAUUUGCCAGUCUCAACAACAUUGUCAGAAGUUCUUGACAGAGUGUCAGAUACACCAAGUAUCACUGCUAAACUAAUUAGUGAACAGAAAGAUGACAAAGAAAAGAAAAACCAUGAAGAGAAAGAAAAAGUUAAGGCAGAAAAUGGAUUUCAGGACAAUUACAGUGUUGUUGUUGCUUCAGGGCUGAAAUCCCAAUCCAAACGGGCUGUGUCAGCUACACCACCACGUCCACCAUCCAGGAGAGGGAGGACAAUUCCUGAUAAAAUAGGAAGUGCUUCUUCAGGAGCAGAGGCUGCCAACAAAAUAAUUACUGUCCCAGUGUUUCACCUGUUCCACAAACUCUUGGCAGGCCAGCCAUUGCCAGCUGAAAUGACGCUUGCCCAACUUUUAACUCUCCUGUAUGACCGAAAACUUCCUCAAGGUUACCGCUCAAUAGAUCUGACUGUUAAAUUGGGAUCUAGAGUUAUCACAGACCCAAGUCUGUCAAAAACAGAUUCUUUUAAAAGGUUACAUCCUGAAAAAGAUCAUGGAGACUUACUUGGUAGCUGUCCAGAAGAUGAGGCUCUCACUCCAAGUGAUGAAUGUAUGGAUGGAGUAUUGGAUGAAUCUUUACUUGAAACCUGUCCCAUCCAGUCACCAUUACGUUUUGCAGGAAUGGGUGGACUGGCUCUUAUUGCAGAACGACUACCGAUGCUAUAUCCAGAAGUAAUUCAACAAGUAAGUGCUCCAGUUGUAACUUCUACCACUCAGGAAAAACCAAAAGAUAGCGAUCAGUUCGAAUGGGUGACCAUUGAACAAUCGGGGGAAUUAGUUUAUGAAGCACCAGAAACCAUUGCAGCUGAACCUCCACCUAUCAAGUCAGCAGUACAGACCAUGUCUCCCAUACCUGCCCAUUCUUUGGCCGCUUUUGGAUUAUUUCUUCGUCUUCCGGGCUAUGCUGAAGUGCUACUGAAAGAGAGAAAACAUGCCCAGUGCCUUCUUCGACUGGUAUUGGGAGUGACAGAUGAUGGAGAAGGAAGUCAUAUUCUGCAAUCUCCAUCAGCCAAUGUGCUUCCAACUCUUCCUUUCCAUGUCCUUCGUAGCUUGUUUAGCACCACACCCUUGACCACUGAUGAUGGUGUGCUUCUGAGGCGGAUGGCAUUGGAAAUUGGAGCACUACACCUCAUCCUUGUCUGCCUCUCUGCCCUGAGCCACCAUGCCCCGCGAGUUCCAAACUCUAGUCUCAAUCAAGCAGAGCCACAGGUAUCGAGCUCUCAUAACCCUACAUCAACAGAAGAACAACAGCUGUAUUGGGCAAAAGGGACUGGCUUUGGAACAGGUUCUACGGCUUCUGGAUGGGAUGUUGAACAAGCAUUAACUAAACAGAGGCUGGAAGAGGAACAUGUUACCUGUCUUCUGCAGGUUCUUGCAAGUUACAUAAAUCCCGUGAGUGGAGCAGUAAAUGGGGAAGCUCAGUCAUCUCAUGAGAGUAGAGUACAGAACAGUAACGCCCUUCCUUCUGUACUUCUGGAGCUUCUCAGUCAGUCUUGUCUCAUCCCAGCUAUGUCAUCUUAUCUACGAAAUGAUUCAGUUCUUGAUAUGGCAAGACAUGUGCCACUCUAUCGAGCUCUGCUGGAAUUGCUCCGGGCCAUUGCUUCUUGUACAUCCAUGGUGCCCCUACUGUUGCCUCUUUCUACAGAGAAUGGUGAAGAGGAAGAAGAACAGUCAGAGUGCCAGACUUCUGUUGGUACAUUAUUAGCCAAAAUGAAGACGUGUGUUGAUACCUACACCAACCGUUUAAGAUCUAAAAGGGAAAAUGUUAAAACAGGAGUAAAACCAGAUGCAUCUGAUCAAGAACCAGAAGGACUUACACUGUUGGUACCGGACAUCCAGAAGACUGCUGAGAUUGUGCAUGCAGCCACUACCAGUUUACGGCAGGCAAAUCAAGAAAAAAAACUAGGUGAAUGUUCAAAGAAGGUGGCUAUGAAACCCAAACCUUUAUCAGUAUUGAAAUCGCUUGAAGAAAAAUAUGUGGCUGUUAUGAAGAAAUUACAGUUUGAUACAUUUGAGAUGGUUUCUGAGGAUGAAGAUGGGAAAUUGGGUUUUAAAGUAAAUUACCACUACAUGUCUCAGGUGAAAAAUGCAAAUGACGCAAACAGUGCAGCCAGAGCCCGCCGCCUGGCCCAGGAGGCUGUUACGCUGUCAACCUCACUGCCUCUUUCGUCCUCUUCGAGUGUGUUUGUGCGCUGUGAUGAGGAGCGACUUGACAUCAUGAAGGUUCUGAUAACCGGUCCAGCGGACACCCCUUAUGCAAAUGGCUGCUUUGAAUUUGAUGUAUAUUUUCCUCAAGAUUAUCCCAGUUCACCCCCUCUUGUGAAUCUAGAGACAACUGGUGGUCAUAGCGUGCGAUUCAAUCCAAACCUUUAUAAUGAUGGCAAGGUUUGUUUAAGCAUCUUAAAUACGUGGCAUGGAAGACCAGAAGAGAAGUGGAAUCCUCAGACCUCAAGCUUUUUGCAAGUGUUGGUGUCUGUUCAGUCCCUUAUAUUAGUAGCUGAGCCUUACUUUAAUGAACCAGGAUAUGAACGGUCUAGAGGAACUCCCAGUGGCACACAGAGUUCUCGAGAAUAUGAUGGAAACAUUAGGCAAGCAACGGUUAAGUGGGCAAUGCUAGAGCAAAUCAGAAACCCUUCACCAUGCUUUAAAGAGGUUAUACACAAACAUUUUUACUUGAAAAGAGUUGAGAUCAUGGCCCAGUGCGAGGAGUGGAUUGCAGACAUCCAGCAGUACAGCAGUGAUAAGCGGGUAGGCAGGACUAUGUCUCACCAUGCGGCAGCUCUCAAGCGUCACACUGCUCAGCUCCGGGAAGAGCUGCUAAAACUUCCCUGUCCCGAAGGCCUGGACCCUGAUGCUGAUGAUGCCUCGGAGAUGUGCAGUGCCACAGCCGGUGCUGAGGGGACUCUAACGCAUGAUCAGGUCAAACCCAGCAGCAGUAAGGAUCUCCCCAGUGACUUCAAGUUAUGAGCUGCGUUGACAUGGACUUCGUAGACAAAGAGGCUUUGAAGCACAAGCCAAAUAUGUCAAUAUUUGUAUGUAAGAAACUAAUUAUGUAAUAGUUAUUGAAACUGAAACUAUACUAUGCCCUUAAGGAGAUCCAGUUUAAUUCAAGGUGAUCUUUUAUUUACCUGUACAAGAGUGUAAACUUUUUUGUGCUUUUAUUUUUCAAUUGUGAGAACCACUGAUUGGUAUGUUCAACAAAUUUGUGUAUACAAAGAAAUGGAUAAAUCACUGAUAUAUAAGGGAAACUACCUUAGGAAAGAAUGUUUACUGAAUGUUUAUUUUAUUUUUUUUUUUACUGUAGAGUGAGGGGUUGUUAACAAAGAAUAUAUAUUGGUCAUUCUUACAACUACUAUUUAAAGUCAGCAACUUUUCACUGAAUUUGAUAGAUUUUAUGUUUGGCCAUAUCUUCAUGCUCAUAUUUGAUUUCUGAAGACCUCCUACAUACACUUAAAUAAAAGUUAAAUGGACAUACUCCCUCUUUUUUGAUUUACUGGUACAUUUUUUAAAUGAUAAAUAUGCCAUAAAAUGCAUUAUAGCUGGAGACUUGCACUUGUAUGGAUGAAUUUAUUACAUUCAACGUAUUUAAUUUUAUGCCUUCUAAUUCUAAGAUGCAGAAAAAAAUAAAUGAACAUGAUUUUAUUCUAUGCCAACAUUUGGGCCUGUGAAUGUAUCCGUUAUUUGAAUUUAAGUAUAUGAAAAGGAAUGGUCAAUUUGAAAAGUCACUCUAAACUGAUUUUUUCCUAAAGGGCUCCUUUUUUCCUGGACUCUGGUUUUAUUACUAAAGUCACAUGUAUGUAUUAAACAUUGAGGCUCUGUAGAGCAGAGAGGAUACCUCUCUGGUGCUGUUACAGUACAUUCUGUACCUGCCAUAUAGGCUCAUUUUCAUGCAAAUUCUUCCUAGAGCCAAAUAAAUAAAGACUUAGGUGUA
Messenger RNA from Lynx canadensis (Canada lynx), 15757 nucleotides. RefSeq names its product baculoviral IAP repeat containing 6 (gene BIRC6). NCBI's taxonomy places the organism in Eukaryota, Metazoa, Chordata, Mammalia, Carnivora, Felidae. Gene Ontology annotation, cellular component: nucleus. Gene Ontology annotation, molecular function: cysteine-type endopeptidase inhibitor activity; ubiquitin conjugating enzyme activity. Gene Ontology annotation, biological process: regulation of cytokinesis; negative regulation of apoptotic process; apoptotic process. The record is from RefSeq and is a predicted model, not a curated record.